GUCAACAUCGUGCACAUUAUAAACAAACAUUAAAGUGCAAUUUCUAUAAUAUAGAUAUAUUAUAUUUAUAAUAUAAAGUUAUACAAAAACAUCUGUUAAAAACCAGUAUUUUCUGAUAAAAGUUCUACCUCGUUUUUUACAUACAAUAUUUCUAUUACGCUAUUUCCUACUUUAAUCAUUCAGGAAACAAUUUUUUAUUGUGAAUAAUUGUUAUGACACUACUUUCCUGGUAAAAUGUUUAGAAGAAAACAACCUAAUAAGGCUAAACUCGAACAUAAAUUAUAUUUGGCUAGAGAAAAUCCAGAACCAGUGUUUGAUCUUUCAGAGUGUGACAUACACAAUGUCCCCAGUGGUAUUUAUUCACUCUGCAGGGUGUUUUUAAAAGAAUCGCUAAGAUUAGAAAAUAAUAGCUUGUCUUCUCUAAAUGGGGGAGGAAGUUUAAAAGAUCUCUAUGUAUUGAAGAUAUUAAAUUUGAAUAAUAAUUUAUUUAGCCAUCUACCUGAUGAUAUUGGCUUACUUACAAACUUAGAGGAACUUUAUGUAUCCAACAACCAUUUAAAAAAACUAUGUGGAGGAGUUUGUACUUUAAAAAAACUGAGAGUGCUUGAUCUUUCCAAAAAUCAAUUGAAAGUUUUACCUGAGGACUUGGGAAAUCUAGGGUCAUUACGAAAAUUCAAUGGAACUAGUAAUAAGUUAAAACAUUUACCAAAGAGUAUUUAUAAAUGGAGAAAAAUUCAAAUGCUAGAUAUUGAUGCAGAUGAAUAUGUGUAUCCACCUAGAUCUAUCGCUGCCCAAGGAUUGACAUCCAUCAUGCAGUUUAUAUCUAAAGAUGUUGGUGUUUCGUUUUCACCUGAAGAAGAUGAAGUUGAUGCAGAGGAGGACAAACAUUCCCCUGUUGAAGAUCCUAGCGAUUCGGUCCAAGAAAAAAUAUGGGAGCUAGCAAACAUUAAGCAACAAAAAAUGAAAGAAUUUUUGGAAAUAGAAAAAUUAAAUGAAGUUAUGAUGAGACAGGAGCUGGAAUAUGCUAACACUUCGAAGUUAAAUAGAGACAAACUUCUGGCAGUUCUGGUACAACAACAAGACAUCUUUGAUCACGAAUUAAGUAAAAUACACCAAGAGAAAGAAUUUGAAAGGUUUAGGUUAAUAGAACAGCUACAGGAAGUUGAACAAAAUGCUGAUAUUGCAAUUCAAGAGUUACUAGCCUUAAAUAAUGAACCACUUAGUCAAUUGUUGGAACAAGAAAAACUCGAGGAAGAGAAAUUGCUUUCCGCUAUUAACCGUUACAAUGAAGCUUUAAGGAAAGAUGAUAUUUUAGCAGCUAUGCAAGAUAUUUUGGCACAGGAAACGGCAAAAUUUAAGGAGUUUCACGAAAGCAGGCUUGAAACGUCGAAGAGUAUAUUAGAACAAGAAACAGAGAUAGAUUCAAAAUUAAUAGAAGUUCUACAAAAUCAAGAUGAUCAUAAAGUAGAGCUUAUCAAUAAAUUAAUUAUUGAUAAUGACUUACAAAAGGCAGCUGUAGGAACUUUACUCGAACGAGGAGAUGCGAGAAGUUGGGGUUUGUUGCAACAGAUUAGGUUGGUCGAGGCUCAAUUAGCCGCUCUAACAAGAAUAGAAAUCGAUAGAAAGAAGCUAGAAAUGGAUGAGCACCUGAAUGACUUGUGUGUAAAGAGAUGCAAUUUGUCAAUGUUACUAAUCGAUUUGUUGGAACAACAGAAAGAAAGACGAGCGCAAUUAAUUUCUACACUUCAAGUGAUGGAGGAAAGCCACAGCGAGAGUAUUGAGGACUUUUGGCUCAGACAAUAUCAAAGACUUUUGGAUAAGUUACCUGAAGGAUUAUCUCACGCACAGAAAAACAUUGAUCCAUCUUUAGCACAAGCUUUAUUACUAAAUGGAGUAAUUCACUGCCUUCCGUUUUUAGCUAAACUUACCCAAAGCCAAUGUGAUACGCGAUUUAUAUCAGAAGACGAUUUGUUAACAGCUGGAGUAACAUGUAGUGACGAACGAAGAAAAAUCUUGGAUGCCUUUGAAAUGUAUGAAAGACAGAAGAAAAUACUUGGCUGUGAUGAUACAUGCGCUUCUGCCCCACCACAACCUGUUGAAGAAGCUAGUGCUCCAAUUCCAGAAAAUAUUAAAGCAAUUAGCAGUUCGGAAUGUGUGAUAUGUUUGGAUUUAGAGUGUCAAAUAAUAUUCGUGCCAUGUGGUCAUCUUUGCUGUUGCUGUGACUGCUCAGUUCCAAUUUCUGAUUGUCCGCUUUGUAGAGUUGCGAUUGAUCGAAAAAUUACACUCGUUUUAUAGUAAACAUCUAACCAAAAGUUCUUCCAGCAAAUAUUUGAUAAUUAUUAACUAAAUUUUAAUAUUAAACUGCUUUAAUC
Molecule: messenger RNA, 2372 nt
Organism: Diabrotica balteata
Lineage: Eukaryota; Metazoa; Arthropoda; Insecta; Coleoptera; Chrysomelidae
Source: the annotation of a GenBank genome assembly